Molecule: messenger RNA, 2168 nt
Organism: Gadus morhua (Atlantic cod)
Lineage: Eukaryota; Metazoa; Chordata; Actinopteri; Gadiformes; Gadidae
Gene: selenop2
Product: selenoprotein P2
Exons: 5
Biological process (GO): selenium compound metabolic process
Cellular component (GO): extracellular region
Molecular function (GO): selenium binding
Source: RefSeq, a predicted model, not a curated record
CCUCCACACACCCCGAAAAGGGCUUAAAACCAACCAGUGGUCCCGCCCGUGUUUAUUGGUGACAGAGCAGGAGACACAACACACAGCCUAUUCUAGUGUCCUGCGCAGAAAGGAUGAGGUGUCUCCUGCCCCUGUGGCUGGGAGCCAGUCUGCCUGGUCUACUGUGGGCCGCAGCAGUCCUUUUGGUGGAAGGGGACAGCGACCCUUCCAGAAUCUGCAAGCCUGCCCCCCAUUGGGAGGUGGGAGGAAUAGCACCCAUGCCAGAGCUGCUGGGAAAUGUAGUUGUUGUGGCGCUGCUGAAGGCCAGCUGACAGUUCUGUCUCACACAGGCGUCCAAGAUUGGACACCUGCGUGAAAAGCUGAGCCGCAGCAACCUGACCGACGUGGCGUUCAUGAUCGUGAACGAGCGCGAGUUCCAGUCCCGGGCCAUGUACUGGGAGCUGAAGAGGAGGGCCCCCCCUAACGUCCCCGUCUACCAGCAGGGCCCUUUACAGGACGACGUCUGGGAGAUCCUCGACGGAGACAAAGACGACUUCCUUGUGUAUGACAGGUGUGGUCUCUUGACCUUCCACAUUGUGCUACCCUACAGCUUCCUCACCCAGCCCUACGUUGAGGCAGCCGUGAGGGCCACCUCCCUCAAAGACAUCUGCAACUGCACUGAGACCUUCCUCAGUGGUUCGGAAUCAAACAAAGAUGUCAAUGAACAGUAACCACACAGCCGACAGAGACACUACACUUCCUUCUCAUCAGCCUCCUCAUAUUCAUCAUCAUCAUCACAAUCAUCAUCAUCAGCAGCAGCAACAGCAUCAUCCUCAUAAAUUUGACGAUAUGAAUCACACUCAUAUUCCUCAUCAAAAUCAUUCCUCAAUACAUCGAUCAUAGUCAAAAUCCCAAUCUUUCUUAAAAUCACAAUCAUAAUCACAAUCAUCAGGAAAAUGAAUGAUGACGAUGUGUUUUCUUGUAUGGUCAUGGUGCAUUUCAUCAAAUAAUAUUUUUCCCACAAUACAACCCUCUAUAUUCUUCUUUCACAAAAAUAACAAACAUUAAAAUAGGUCUUUGCAAAGAACCGUAUGGAAAUUAAACAACAAAAUUGGUUAAUAUUGACGUUGCUAGUUUUACUGGGUAAUGGAUGGCAGUUUUGCCGGUGGCUAUUGUUCCUAUUUGUGCCCAGAUCCUCCCUCCUCUGUCUGGGUUCAGCAGCAUUCAGGCCUGUCUUCAGUUCUCUCUUCCAUUAAUGAAGUCUACCAUGUUAAACCUGCUGACAGGAGUCUGUAGAUUGAUGUGUGGAGAGAGACAGGAGCUAGCCUAGAUGUGAGCUAAAGCUACGAGUCAUGGAGGGUCUCUGGGCCUAAACAGAGCAAAACCUCAGUAAAAUAACUAUCCUGUGUCCAAAUAGAACACCAAUGGUCAAGAUUAAUUAUAUAUUUUAAGAGUUAUAAUUUGUAAAUACAAGUAGCUUCAUCUCAAAAUUGUGUUUUCCCAUUCUGUAAUUACAGUUGCUAAAUAUAAAGUGCCAAGUGGUUGGUAAAGAUUGUAUUCAUAUUAAAAUGUAUGUAUUUUAUUUAGUUUAUUUUGAAGCCAUUUAUGUUGCAAAUGAAUAUUGUUGUUGCUUCAACUAGUCUCAGGAAAUUCCUACUUUUGGUACAUCAUCCUAUUUUGCUUUAUCUCCUUAUCAAACAUUCAAUCAAAUAAUUGAAUGUCGAAUAUGCCGACAUUUUAAAGAAGCCUAUGUUUUUUUUUCAUUUUGCAUUCUGUCAUUAAUCCUUAUGGGUUAAGUUGUAUAUCCAUAUUCAAACAGGCCUGCGCGUUUUUAGUUUUUGGAAUCCAUUCUUAAUUGAUUGGUUGUCGCUGCGCUGGUGGGACCGCUAGAGGGCAGCACUGUCGUGUUUACAACGUUUAUUUCAAUGUCGGUUGUCAUUUCUUAUUUUAGAUUUUUUUCUAUCUUUAUUUACGAACACUUAACACUUACGAUUAUCGCAAACCAUCGUACAAUUGACUAGAAUGGCUAUUAUACCACGAGAGGCUGGAAAAGGUUGGUUCAUGAUAAAACGAAUAAAAACGCAUUUGAAUUGGUCAAAAUCGAAUCAUUAGGAUUAAUGAAGACGGAAUAAGUGUACAUUGAGACGCGCUCCAAAGACUUUCUAUAUUAAAAUGGUAAUUUGAUCAUA